UAUCCGCUUCCAGCUGAUCCUGCCUCUGUCGGGUUCGCUCUCCCCUCCCCUCCCCUCCCUCUCCGGGAGCGCGCGGAGGGGGCGGGCGGGGAAGCGACUUGAAGCAGAAGAGGAGGGCUGUGCUGGCUCCGCGCGCGCCUCCCGGGACCCAGCGCCCUCCCGGCCACCCCCUCCCUCCUCCCAGACCCUUCCCCUGCCGCGGGCUCCACCAUGAUCAAGGCGAUCCUCAUUUUCAACAACCACGGGAAACCCCGGCUCUCCAAGUUUUACCAGCCCUAUAGUGAAGAUACACAGCAACAAAUCAUCAGGGAAACUUUCCAUUUGGUGUCUAAACGAGAUGAAAACGUCUGCAAUUUCCUGGAAGGAGGAUUGCUAAUAGGCGGAUCUGACAACAAACUGAUUUACAGACAUUAUGCCACAUUGUAUUUUGUCUUCUGUGUGGAUUCUUCAGAAAGUGAACUUGGCAUUUUAGACCUAAUACAAGUAUUCGUGGAAACACUAGACAAGUGUUUCGAAAAUGUCUGUGAACUGGAUUUAAUUUUCCAUGUAGACAAGGUCCACAAUAUUCUGGCAGAAAUGGUGAUGGGGGGAAUGGUUUUGGAGACCAAUAUGAAUGAAAUUGUUACUCAGAUUGAUGCGCAAAAUAAACUGGAGAAAUCUGAGGCUGGCUUAGCAGGAGCUCCAGCCCGUGCAGUAUCCGCUGUAAAGAAUAUGAAUCUUCCUGAGAUCCCAAGAAAUAUUAACAUUGGUGACAUCAGUAUAAAAGUGCCAAACCUGCCCUCUUUUAAAUAAAAAGGCUACUCCCAGGUAAAAUCCAGGAGGGAAAAAGUCAUCUAGGUUUACCAUGCAAUUGUUUACCAAAAAAAGAGGAAGAGAGUCUUAAUUUUUGCUGUUGGAUGAUUUAAGAAAAGGUAUUGUAAAGAAUUGUGUAUAAAAUCAGUAUAUUAAGAUGAA
Dromiciops gliroides (monito del monte) is the source of this 954-nucleotide messenger RNA. RefSeq names its product adaptor related protein complex 3 subunit sigma 1 (gene AP3S1). NCBI's taxonomy places the organism in Eukaryota, Metazoa, Chordata, Mammalia, Microbiotheria, Microbiotheriidae. The transcript has 6 exons. Bases 211 to 792 code for a protein of 193 amino acids. The record is from RefSeq and is a predicted model, not a curated record. Gene Ontology annotation, biological process: Golgi to vacuole transport; intracellular protein transport. Gene Ontology annotation, cellular component: membrane coat; intracellular membrane-bounded organelle; AP-3 adaptor complex.